AUGCUUUUUCGAUUUCGAUUUCCUUUAAUACAAUUUUGUAGAAAUUAUUCAACAAAACAUGAAGCUAUACAUCGAAUUAUUUAUUCAUCAUCAACAAAUAUUUGGUUUAAUUUAGCAACAGAAGAAUGGUUAUCAAAUACAAUUAAACCAAAUGAACAUAUUUUAUUUCUUUGGCAAAAUGAUAAAUGUGUUAUCAUUGGACGAAAUCAAAAUCCUUGGAAAGAAUGUUUUUUAGACCGAAUGGAUAAUGAUGGAGUAUUACUUGCUCGACGACGAUCUGGUGGUGGUAAGAUUUUUUUCAGAAACAUAUUCUACUAA
This is a messenger RNA of Rotaria sp. Silwood2, 318 nucleotides long. NCBI's taxonomy places the organism in Eukaryota, Metazoa, Rotifera, Eurotatoria, Philodinida, Philodinidae. The record is from the annotation of a GenBank genome assembly.